AGCUUCGCAGAGUCUCAGGCUCGUCAUUGCCGCUUACAGUGUUGGAGGAGAGUGUCGUUCCUGCGGAAAUCCACCACCAGUUCCUUAUUUUUCCCCAUUUGAGGAUCUGAAGAUGGCUUUGGCAACCUCAGUGGUUUUGGUUCACCCAGACUUCACUCGCCUGAGCACAGUAACUGCACAGUGAUACAUGCUUUCACACAAGAGUCUACAAACACCACAUAAGUCUCCAAUAACGACAGAAAAAGUCGCUAGAUUUGUUGCUAGAAGUCUAGGAGGCGUUGGAAAGUCACCAGAUUUAGCGACCAAGUUGGCAACACUGGUUCCAGGAUUAAAGGAGCGAAACAUUGGUGAAUGGUGGUUCCUGGCUGAUGACCCUGCAGCUGACCCGUGGGCACCGGAGGAGGUGCGACUGGCAGCAAUGCCUAGCAGGUGUUCCACCUAGCUGUACAUUUCUCUGCCUCUGUGCACUCUUCUGGCUCAGUCAUCAGAGGAAGUAGAUGAACUCUUGCCCUCGCCUGGAGCAUCACACGAGAUUAAAGCUUUUGUGGAAGUUGCUAAUGUGAGGUGUACCAUUGCCCGGAAAAAUCACCUUAAAAUGAAGAGAUGAUGUACCAUUUGGGGCGUGCUCGAGAAAGGAGGGUGUGGGCAAGUGAAUGAUGAUGUCUUGUGCGCGCGCACACACACACACAGAUACACACAUACACACCUCAAGAGGCUUCCUCUCACUGUUAACUCUUCAGCAGAUCCAUUGAACAAGCUCAGCAGAGCAGCAUCAGUCAGGAAACACGCUUCUGCCAGAGAGACCAGGUGAUGAUGCCUGAAGCACAGACAUAGGCAGCAGUGGCAGAAGCAGUGGUGUAUCUGUGCUGUUCAUGGCUCAGAGGAGAGCUGCUGCCGCCAGCUGCUGCUGCUGCUGCUGCUCAAGGACGCCCAUGAAUGAAGACAACGCUCGUUUCUGCCUGCUGGCUGGACUCAUCCUGCUCUACUUGUUGUGUGGGGCGGCCAUCUUCUCAGCACUGGAGCAUCCCUUUGAGCUGCGUGCUCGUCGCCUCUGGAAGCAGCAGCUUGACAACUUCACCCAGAGAUACAGGGUGAAGCUGGACUCCCUGCACACUCUGCUGCGGCAGUACGAGGAGGCGAAUGGAGCUGGUAUCAGAGUGGACACUCUGAGGCCUCGCUGGGACUUCUCUGGAGCGUUCUACUUUGUUGGCACUGUUGUCUCCACUAUUGGCUUUGGCAUGACUACACCAGCGACCAUACCUGGAAAAAUAUUCUUAGUAGUCUACGGUCUCAUUGGCUGUGCUGCCACCAUCCUCUUCUUUAACCUCUUCCUAGAGAGAAUCAUCACGAUGCUAGCUUACAUCAUGCGUUGGUGUCAUGAGCGUCGGCUGAGGUGUGGCGGGGUCAUGGUGAUGUCGAGAAGAGACGAGACCUCUGGUGAAGAAGACAGCCUUGAAGGCUGGAAACCAUCAGUCUAUUAUGUUAUGCUGAUCCUGGGAGUGGCAUCAAUUGUGAUUGCAUGCAGCGCCUCCACUCUCUACUGCUCCAUGGAGAACUGGAGCUACGUGGACUCACUCUACUUCUGCUUCGUUGCCUUCAGCACCAUCGGUUUCGGGGACCUGGUGAGCAGUCAGAGACAGCAGUAUGACUCUCAGGAAGCAUAUCAACUUGGGAACUGCCUUUUCAUCUUAAUGGGAGUAUGCUGUAUCUAUUCGCUUUUUAAUGUCAUUUCUAUUGUCAUAAAGCAAACUCUUAACUGGAUUCUCGCUAAGCUGAUUUGCUCUGGACAGCAGCAGCCUUGUUCUUGCUCCACAGCUGGCUGCUGGGGCGUCUGCUGUACCUGCUUCCAACACAAAACUCACCACCAGAGGCGCAUGCCUGUACACCUGAGGCAAAAACACUUUAAACGCAACACUGUGCAGCCCAUCACUUCCCACUGUCCUGCUGGAAGGCACCACUACACAGACAGCUCAGUGGAGACAGUGUGUGACAGUGAGACAGAUGCUGGUGCACUGGCUGAUGGGGUCUACGUUGGGCAGCGUCUGUCAGAAGAGAUGAUCUCUGUCAGCGAGUUCAUGGUGUCCAACAGGGUGUCACUGGCACUGCUGCAGAAGCAGCUGAGUGAAACAGCUCACCAGGGCCAACAGCAGAGCUACAGCCAUCAAAAUGGCUUUUCUGGUGGUGUGGGGGCCUUGGCCAUUAUGAAUAAUCGCCUACAGGAAACAAGUAUGGAUAGGUAGCACUACAUAAUACACCACCGCUGUACAACAGAGGCAGGCAAUAUUUUUCUCCACAGAUCCAUCCUGAUGUACAGUAGGAAAAAGGUCACUAACUUUAAUUUAAACCAUCCUAAUAUCCAAUAUGCUUCAGAGCAUUUGAAUGACAUAUAACUGGUAACAAAUACAAUUAUUAUUUAUAUUUUGUUGAAGCAAAGUAUUUGUACAAUUAUAAUUCUAAUCAAAAACUUAUUGUCAUAUUUUAUGUUCCCACUAGCCAUGCAGCAAGCUUUUACCCACACAGAUAGAUACAGAUUUGAUCUGUAUUCGGGUUAUCAUGGCAAACAUACUAGUGGCCAAAAGUAGGUUUGCAGGAAUAGCAUGCAGCAGGCUUCCUCCCUCUCUAUUAUUGAUCUUCUUUUCAAGGCCAAUUGGUCCAUGUUGAUAACCUGCAAAGCCAGUCAUUGUGCCUCCUUCUGGCAAAAGGAAGUAACAAACUAACAACAAACAAAUGAUUUCAUUUAUAUAAAGCUUUCAGCGUGUGGUCUACAUUUGCUGUACGCUGUCAUAACAAGUUAUUGGUGGCCUUUCUCUAGCGCCAUGUAGUGGCCAUUGUAGUCACUCCACAUCCAAACAUUCACAGGGGUGUG
This is a messenger RNA of Solea senegalensis (Senegalese sole), 2866 nucleotides long. RefSeq names its product potassium channel subfamily K member 13-like. The record is from RefSeq and is a predicted model, not a curated record. Gene Ontology annotation, molecular function: potassium ion leak channel activity. The transcript is spliced from 6 exons. Gene Ontology annotation, cellular component: membrane. Gene Ontology annotation, biological process: potassium ion transmembrane transport; stabilization of membrane potential. The coding region runs from base 873 to 2240 and encodes 455 amino acids. NCBI's taxonomy places the organism in Eukaryota, Metazoa, Chordata, Actinopteri, Pleuronectiformes, Soleidae.